Cuscuta campestris is the source of this 1006-nucleotide messenger RNA. NCBI's taxonomy places the organism in Eukaryota, Viridiplantae, Streptophyta, Magnoliopsida, Solanales, Convolvulaceae. The record is from the annotation of a GenBank genome assembly.
CUCGUAAUUCCCAUGUUCAUGUUUUUGCCCCAAGCCUCAAGUAUAUAAACUGCAAACACCCCACAACUUAGUGACACCAGAGAAAGAAAAAAAAAAGUUUAAGUCAAAAAAAUCAGUUAGAAGAAGAAGAAAAAAAUGGCAUCUCUAAUCACAAAGGAGAUCAGAGAGAGCGCGACCGAGUUCUACGAAGGGGACGAAAAGUGCCAAGAGAAAGCGAAAUUCCUGCUGACCGAAAUGAAGCUGCCCAACGGGCUGCUGCCCAUAAAGGACAUGGAGGAGUGCGGGUACGUGAAGGACACCGGGUUCGUGUGGCUCAAGUCCAAGAAGAGGACCGACCACAAGUUCGAGCAGAUCGGGCGGUCGGUCCAGUACGCGACCGAGGUCACGGCGAUCAUCGAACCGGGCAGGAUCAAGAAGCUGACCGGGGUCAAGGCGAAGGAGCUCAUGUUAUGGUUGACCAUAACUGAGAUCUCCACCGACGAUCCUCCCACCGGGAAGAUCCACUUCAAAAGCACCACCGGGUUGUCCCGGACUUUUCCUACCUCCGCCUUUGAACUGGGGGAGGAGAAUCCCCCGAAGAAGGAGGAGGAGAAGGAGAAGGAGGAGAAACCGGUCGUCAAUGGAGCGGGGGUAAAUUUGGAAGUCAAGGAAGUGUAACUUGAUCUCAUUCUAUUGUUACUACAAUUAAUACUUUAAUUUUCUUAUAUUUUAUAAGUUGGAAUAAUUUAUAUUUAUAAUAAUAAGUAUGUUGUACGACAUGGCUGGAGUUAAUUAUCUAGUUUAUACGUAUGUGAGUCCACAAGUUAUAUGCUUUGUGGUUAAGUUGCUUCUCAUAUAUGAAAUGGCUUGAAUUGGCUAUUUCUCUGUCUUUGCUUUUUUUUUUUAAUGGAAAGAACAUUUUUAAUUAGUUAUUAUGCAUGGUGUCCAUUUGGAAUUUAUUACUCCAUUAUAUGUUGGUAUUCUAGCCUCCUCUUACGUGAAAAGAAAAAAAAGAUUAGUAGCCUUG